Messenger RNA from Cricetulus griseus (Chinese hamster), 528 nucleotides. The record is from RefSeq and is a predicted model, not a curated record. NCBI's taxonomy places the organism in Eukaryota, Metazoa, Chordata, Mammalia, Rodentia, Cricetidae.
CGAGACCGCACUCGCUACCCAGCAGUCCCGGGGGCAGAGCCGUCACCGGCGUCCUUCGGAGCGGAAGAGAAAUGGCGUCUGCUACGCGCGCCAUCCAGAGGCUGCGCAACUGGGCGUCUGGGCAUGACCUGCAGGCGAAGCUGCAGCUGCGCUACCAGGAGAUCGCCAAGCGGACGCAGCCUCCUCCUAAGCUCCCCGUGGGCCCCAGUCACAAACUGUCCAACAAUUACUACUGCACUCGUGAUGGCCGCCGGGAAGUUGUGCCUCCCUCAGUCAUUAUGUCUUCACAGAAGGCCCUGGUGUCGGGCAAGACAGCUGAGAGCUCAGCUGUGGCUGACACUGGGAAGAAAGCAGUGACGCCUGGUCCUCCAAUGAAGAGGUGGGAGCUGUCCAAAGACCAGCCAUACCUGUGACACUGCUCCAGACUGCUUUGCCGGGUCCUCAUGGCCACCUGACUGCUUUUCCUCCUUGGAUUUCCUCUGGGGAGAGUGUGACCUAAUUUGUAACAAAUAUACAGAGCUCACAUUA